Molecule: messenger RNA, 1459 nt
Organism: Stereum hirsutum FP-91666 SS1
Lineage: Eukaryota; Fungi; Basidiomycota; Agaricomycetes; Russulales; Stereaceae
Exons: 5
Coding region: 120-1433 (437 amino acids)
Source: RefSeq, a predicted model, not a curated record
GCACCAGCCCUCUCGGCGCUGAGGGUCAGGAGUGUCUGGGCUCUCAAGGUUUCACCCUUCAUAUAUCUGGCGUAAUCUAGAUACCAAUCCAACUGUGCAGUCCUUUUAGGCCAGCCACCAUGCUUAAUCGAGUACCCGUAGAAGUCUGGACAUUGAUAUGUCGAGCGCUGCCGUCCGCGGGAGCACGCGCCGCGUUCUGCGGAGUCAGCCAGUUCUGCAACACAGUUUGUACACCGGUGUUAUACUCGACCAUCUGCAUCACUGGAGAAAGAAAGCUCACGCUUCUCUGCAAUACACUUUCGGAGAGAGAAGACUUAAUACCCACUAUCAGAGCCUUGGAGCUCGACGCUAGUGAUUCCUGGAGUGAAGAUCCAUCUGCCCCCUGGGAAAUCGAUGGGGCGCUCAUGGAGAGAUUUCGCCCUGCCCUCGCAUCCUGCAUCAAUCUCGAGGUUCUCGAGAUUUCGGGCCAAGAACACGAAGCCCCUUGGCAAUUCUGUGUGCUCUUUGAACCGAUAACUCCUACACUAAACUUCCCUUCCCUCCGUCAUCUCUCUCUUCAGUUCUACUUCAACGACAAUGUCUACACCUUCGUUCAGCGGCACUAUCACCAACUCAGUAGCCUCACUAUCGAACACCAAAGCGACCUACGUGACGCCUCUGGAGAUAUGGCAUGGACUGCCAACUUUCGCGAAAACCACUCAAUGCCCAUGCCUCCCUCCUGUACGAGACUCCGGUGCUCCCCGACUCUCGCACCAGUGUUUGUCCCUGGCUCCUACCUUACCCGUGUUUGGAUGAGUUGGAACGCUAUGUCGAACCUGAACGAGUUUGAUCGGCUUGCCCCCGAUCUCGUCACGGCCAUGACAAAGGCACGUUCUCCUAUUGUCGACCUUUCGUAUGUUGGACGGUCGUGGAACCUACGUUUCAUGUCACUUGUCGCUCAAGAGCUUCCGGCACUCGAGAGCCUGUACAUAGGUAACAACACUGAAAGCUGGCCUGCGGCCCCGAACGCACUGGAUGUGGAGACUUUCAUCACACCGUUCUUACGAGAAAUGCCAAAUAUACUUCGCCAUUUCAAAUCCCUCAAAAUCCUACUAGUUCAUAGUGUUGAGUUUGAACAGGAUGAAGAUGAGCCUUUUCGUACCUUCGAUGGCGAUUUCAGGACCAUGCAACAGUGGGCCACGCUCUGCCCGACUCUCUUGUACUGCACAUUACCCCUAACUCAUACCAACUGGACCCGACACCCAUCCUACUCGUUUUUCGUCCCCGACAUCUUCGCCAAGAAUCACUUUCCGAGCGCAUAUACUACUCAGUGGAUGCAUGGUGUAUUCGCUCGCGAAGGCGACGAAUUUGCUACGUCGUUUAUACGACAAUUCAUUGAUAUUCGAAAUGCUGGGAUUCCAGAUAUGGUCGAUAAGUGGAUGCGGUCCGGGUAGAGUGUCAUGUCGAAUAUAGGACUACG